UGUUUCGCUCCAGCAUUAACCACAUUCCAGAGAGGCGGAGUGCACCCCGUCCACUUCCUCGCAUUCCUUCUCCACAAACGAGUUCCUUGCGCUAAAUUGUGUUUAAAAUGGGUUUUGGCGCACUCUGUCUCUUUUAAUAUGUAAGAUGUGGCUGUUAGUGGUGCAUUGCAAUAUUUUCUCGACCUCAAAUUUAAAUGUGAGGCUCUUUUGGAAAACUGGAGAAAAACUUGACAAGGGAAAAUUCCUCCGCGCAGCGCGCCAUUGACUGUAAAAGACCUUUCAAUUGAACAAAAACUGAAGUUGACAAAUGUAUCCUGAAGUUGAAACUUUGUGAUAAGGGUUUAUGUUUUCGAAGAAAAAGAUCAUGCACCGCUUCGAGAUUUCCAAGCACACUGGCCGUUCAGCAAACAGGCGACGAUGCCUGGAUUGAGCCUGCGUUUUGUUAUGAUUUCCAAGUGAAAUGCAAUUACUGCUAUCUCUCAGUCGGUAGUCGGUUUGUGGACUAGUGCGCUCUUUCUCUGAACUUGUUCGUCGGCUCCGGAGCAAACCAUGGAUCACUAUGAGGAAGAUUUGGGACUCCGGGCGAGUAAAUUAAUGGAGGACCUUUCCUUAUAUGAAGCAUACAAGGAUGGAAUGUACAGUUUAAGGAGGGACAUGGUUAUCAACCCCGAUUUGGAUUUUUCGUCUCCAACGAUACCCGAGCAGAAAAGUACGACAAUGAAUGGCAACUCUGUGCCUCAGCAACAGACACACAGCGUUGAGAAUUACAUGACUGGGAAUAAAGUGUACACUGCGGCUCCCGUGCGCCCCGUGAAUGGCAACAGAGCCGUUCCUGUGGAUUAUUGCACCCCUCAAAGAGACAUAGUUUAUCCUAAUGAAGAUAGCUAUUGCACCAAAUCCGAAAUUGCUUUGCCGUGUUAUAGCGGCGCGUCCGAGCGACACAGGAGGUACUCCUUGGAGGUGCUGGGGCAUAGGUACAGCACUGGUAGCGCGUACGAUGGAGUGGUUUUGAACAAGCCAGUACCUUCACCUGGCAACAGAUGCAACAGUAUAUGUGUUACCACCAACCACGACGGCAGAUACAAUGCAACCAGCCCGCGGUCCAGUUUCGUAUCCUCCCUCUCCUCCCAGGAGCAAAGCAAACAUGCAAGCCCGAGGUCGAGCAUCAGUAGCCCGCGCACGAGUCUCUUGGUACCCGGGCAAGACAAGUACACUAGUCCCAGGUCCAGUCUGGUACACUGUGAAGGGAGCAGUGCCCUCAGCCCCCGGUCUAGCUAUGCAAGUACAGCCAGCGACACAAGUAAACAUUCCAGCCCAAGGGCCAGUCUGAACAGCUAUGACUGCUGCAGUAAGCCCAGCAGUAACCGCACCAGCGGCAUCAGUAUGGGCUACGACCAAAGGCACAUCAGCCCCAGGUCCAGCACAGCGAGCCAGUAUUCUUGUACCACCAGUCCACGUUCUAGCUAUUCUGAUUCGCGUUACAUGCCUGUGGAGAACCAUGAUCUUGAGGGUGCAGUUUUGCAUGGCAUGCCGGUGGCCAGUCCCCGGUCAAGCAUCUGCAGCCAGGAAGGGUGCGCAAGACCCGGGACAAUAGCUAACUGCGUCGUUAGUCCCCGGUCCAGUAUCUCCAGUCACAGUUCCAGAAGUUCCCAGAGCUCCAGGGGAUCUAUGAGCACCUACCCAGAUCUCCAACUGCCUUCACCCAGGUCCUCAAUGCUGGGGACUGGUUUGCAGGAGGACAUACUAACCCAAGAUUGUGGCGAUACCAACGGUGUUCAUAGUCGUAUCCAUCUCCAAGCGCUCUCUGGGAUGCCAGAGGCCCUGCCACAGCAUGCACCACAACAGUCAACCCAGGCAGGGAUGAACACAGAGGUGACCGCUGGAUCACCAUCAUCUUCUUAUGGGCUCCAUAUGAAAACUCCAGCCUCAGGGCAGAGGUUUAAACUACCUUACCAGGUGACCCCAUGCCGGGAAAGUGGCCCAAGCCAAGCAGAAAGGAGUCUGGAAGCACUCACCUUGGAGCUGGAGAAGGAGUUAGAAAUGCACAUGAAAAAAGAAUACUUUGGUAUCUGUAUCAAGUGUGGGAAAGGUGUGUAUGGAGCCAGCCAAGCCUGUCAGGCCAUGGGGAAUCUGUACCAUACCAACUGCUUCACCUGUUGCUCCUGUGGGAGGAGGCUGAGAGGGAAAGCUUUCUACAACGUCAACGGCAAGGUCUACUGUGAAGAGGACUUCCUGUACUCUGGCUUUCAGCAGACGGCAGAGAAGUGCUUUGUAUGUGGUCACCUCAUCAUGGAAAUGAUCCUGCAGGCACUGGGCAAGUCCUACCACCCUGGCUGCUUCCGCUGUGUGGUCUGCACAGAGGGUCUGGACGGAGUACCUUUCACUGUGGACGUGGAGAACAACAUCUACUGUGUUAAAGACUACCACACGGUCUUUGCCCCAAAAUGUGCCUCAUGCAACCAGCCCAUCCUCCCUGCUCAGGGCUCUGAGGAGACCAUCCGGGUGGUGUCCAUGGACAAGGACUACCAUGUGGAGUGCUAUCACUGUGAGGACUGUGGCCUCCAGCUAAACGACGAGGAGGGUCACCGCUGUUACCCCCUGGAUUGCCACCUGCUCUGUCACGGCUGCCACAUCCGCAGGCUCAAGGUCCCGGUGCCCGGCCACCAGCCACCCAGCUACCCACUACACGUCACUGAGCUGUGAGAGGGCAGGGUCGGCGAGGUACCAACCCCAGCCAAGCCCAACCCACCGCUGACCCGCCUCCCAGGUGACCUGAGACAACAUAGCAGAAAGAAGAAGGAAUCCCCGCCCACGGAAUCCCGGGAACUUCAGAACCUCUUCUUGCAUGACAGAACAGAACAGAGAGACCCUGGGAGACUUCACUCUCUACUUGCCGGCCGUGCCCUGGGGAGAGGAGAUAGAUACAGGGCCAUGGACAAGUCACAAGACCGGGCUGGGAGAGAGUCCACGUCUCUCUCUCUCUCUCUCUCUCUCUCUCUCUCUCUCAUCAGUUUUUUUCUCCCUCCUUUCUCCUUUUGGUCUGUGAACAGUGAAGCAGGCCGAGGCCCCAGCCCACCCAGAGGCCCUGGCCGAUGUCAGCACCGUAACCCCUGCACAUUCAUCACAGUGGGGACUGGCCUGGAUGGAGAGAGGGAGCCACUCUCUCACUAUCUCCAUCGCUCUCUUUUUUCCUCCCUUUCUAUUUUCUUCAUUCCUUCGAGCUGCAGCCCAAUGCCAUGAUGCAUUUACUGCUCCUCUGUCAGAGAGAGAGAGAGCUGGACAGCGUCUCUGCCAGGAGGCUGGGAGGCCAUGAAACAGGCCGCUACAUAACAUUCCAGCACUGUCUGGCAGGGUUAGAGGGUUGGACAUGCUGUGCCUUCAGAGUGGCCUUCCACUGAGAAACCUCACUGAAUGGUGACAGUGCCACAGUCCAGCUAUCUACGGCACCUUUUGGCUAUGCAAGGGUACCGAGUCUACCAGCAACAGAGCGCCUUCGUGUGACUCUGUGACACACUCUCCUGUACCAUCCCUUCAUGUGACUCUGUGACACACUCUCCUGUACCAUCCCUUCAUGUGACUCUGUGACACUCUCCUAUACCAUCCCUUCAUGUGACACAGUCUCCUGUACCAUCCCUUCAUGUGACUCUGUGACACACUCUCCUGUACCAUCCCUUCAUGUGACUCUGUGACACACUCUCCUGUACCAUCCCUUCAUGUGACUCUGUGACACACUCUCCUGUACCAUCCCUUCAUGUGACUCUGUGACACUCUCCUAUACCAUCCCUUCAUGUGACACAGUCUCCUGUACCAUCCCUUCAUGUGACUCUGUGACACAUGCUCCAGUGCUCCUUGGCAUAGUGGAUGUUCGUGGCACCACAUGCGCUGUCAGUAGCCACAGCGCUAGCCUGGGCUGGCACUCAUUCCACUUAGCAGUCUUAGAAGACGUGACCUCGAGAGAUUCACAAGCAGUGUCUCAACGAUUAUAUAACAAGAUAAAAAGUUAGAAGCACGUAGAUUGCCUAUAUAUUUUGCAGACAUUUUCCACAUAAGAUUCUAGAAGUGUAGUGUAUUUUUUUGCUGCGUUAUUAUUAUCAAAUGGAAUCGGAGGCCAAACGAACUGUCGCCGUCUUAAUGGUCCUCUGAAGGGUAUUGGUCCGUUGUUUAAUUUCUCCUCAAGGACACAUGUCCUAGAGGCCUCUGUGUUGUCGUUGGUCAUGCGAUCCACAGACCUGUUAACAUGUACAGUUCCACACACUGGUUAUUUGACCCAUAUGGUAGCACUGAGUAAAUGAGUGUCUGACCAUCGAGAGUCCCCACAUAUCCUCGUCAUGCACACGUUACUGUGUCAUACCUACUGGUUGAUCUGAUUGUCUGGUUGGUUGUGGGAGUUGCUGGUCCAACCCAUGUCUCUGGGAAUCCAUCCCCCGUGUUUUCCCUUGCUGGUUGUGCUGUUGUGUGUGUGUGAGUGUGUGUGUGUGUUUGUGUGUGUUUGCUGGUCUAUAGACGCUGAGUGUACAAAACAUUAAGAACUGCUCUUUCCAUGGCAUAGACUGACCAGGUGAAUCCAGGUGAUGUCACUUGUUAAAUCCACUUCAAUCAGUGUAGUUGAAGACAGGUUAAACCUGAUUUUUACGCCUUGAAACAAUUGAGACAUGGAUUGUGUAUGUGAGCCAUUCAGAGGGUGAAUUGGCAAGACAAAAUAUUUUUAAGUGCCUUUGAACAGGGUAUGGUAGUAGGUGUCAGGCACACCAGUUUGU
Oncorhynchus tshawytscha (Chinook salmon) is the source of this 4757-nucleotide messenger RNA. It is a transcript of the gene wtip, whose product is annotated as WT1 interacting protein. Gene Ontology annotation, biological process: response to hypoxia; negative regulation of hippo signaling; positive regulation of miRNA-mediated gene silencing. Gene Ontology annotation, molecular function: transcription corepressor activity. The coding region runs from base 550 to 2703 and encodes 717 amino acids. Gene Ontology annotation, cellular component: transcription regulator complex; adherens junction; P-body. The transcript has 8 exons. The record is from RefSeq and is a predicted model, not a curated record. Lineage: Eukaryota; Metazoa; Chordata; Actinopteri; Salmoniformes; Salmonidae.